UGGGGUCCACUCUUCUGACCCCACGAGGACCUGUACAAAGGUGUCUCAUGGGAAGAGCCUCGUACAUAGCAGAGGCGAAGCCACCUGGCACCUAAGCCGCAGGCUUUCUCAAGGCUUCCAGUGCCUGCCUCGGUUGAAGUCCUCACCCUGCUGCAGUCUGCGGUGUGGUGCUGGACAAAGAGCUCGCUUUGCUCAUCUGUGAGAGCAGACACCCAUGUGCCUCCCUUCCAUAGCAGCCGGACGGUCCGAUGGAGCUUCUGACGCCCUUAGGUGAGCCCCGGGUGGUGCUGGUAGAAGGCCACGGUGAGCAGGCGCAUGGGCUGGGACGCAGAGAUGAGAGUGCCCAGGGGAGAUGCAAGCCCAGCAAGCCGCAGGCUAAGCUGUCGCUGAAGUGGCCUUCCAGGCCGGACCUGUCCCGGCCCGGCAUGCGCCUCUCAGUGCGCAGGGUGCUGCUGGCAGCGGGCUGUGCGCUGGCCGUGGUGCUAGCUGUGCAGCUCGGGCAGGAGGUGCUGGAGUGUCGCGCAGUGUUGGCAGGCCCGCGGAGCCCCCAGCGGGCCAUGAGGCCAGAGAAGGAGGAGCUGGUGAUGCUGGGCACAAACCAUGUAGAAUACCGCUACAGCAAAGCCAUGCCGCUCAUUUUUGUAGGUGGCGUGCCUCGCAGUGGCACCACGCUGAUGCGUGCCAUGCUGGACGCACAUCCGGAAGUGCGCUGUGGCGAGGAGACCCGAAUCAUCCCCCGCGUGCUGGCCAUGCGCCAGGCGUGGUCCAAGUCUGGCAAAGAGAAGCUGCGGUUGGAUGAGGCAGGUGUAACGGACGAGGUAAUGGACUCUGCCAUGCAGGCUUUCAUCCUGGAGGUGAUCGCCAAGCACGGUGAGCCAGCACGUGUACUGUGCAAUAAGGACCCCUUCACACUUAAGUCUUCCGUCUACCUGUCACGCCUGUUCCCCAACUCCAAGUUCCUGCUGAUGGUGCGGGACGGCCGGGCCUCUGUGCACUCUAUGAUCACACGCAAGGUCACCAUUGCUGGCUUUGACCUCAGCAGCUAUCGUGACUGCCUCACCAAGUGGAACAGGGCCAUCGAGGUGAUGUACGCACAGUGCAUGGAGGUGGGCAAGGACAAGUGCCUACCUGUGUAUUAUGAGCAGCUGGUGCUGCAUCCCCGGCGCUCCCUGCAAGUCAUCCUGGACUUCCUGGGCAUUGCCUGGAGCGAUGCCGUCCUGCACCACGAAGACCUCAUUGGCAAGCCUGGUGGCGUCUCCCUGUCCAAGAUCGAGCGGUCCACGGACCAGGUCAUCAAGCCUGUGAACCUGGAAGCGCUGUCCAAGUGGACUGGCCACAUUCCUGGGGAUGUGAUGAGGGACAUGGCCCAGAUAGCCCCCAUGCUGGCUCGGUUAGGCUAUGACCCGUAUGCAAACCCACCCAACUAUGGCAACCCCGACCCCUUCGUCAUCAACAACACACGCCGGAUCUCUGCAAAUGGCUUUCUUGCCAAGAAGAGGAAAAGCCACGUUCCAGUGGAAAUCAGGCCUCUAAUCCAAGCAUAUUGCUUGCUAUUAAUUGCCAAAACAGAACUGCUAAUGAGGAAUGUAUUUGCAUAUGUGUGCAAAAGCUGAAUCAUUGAAAAUGAACCUUGAGACUCUCUUUGGACAUUCCCAGCUAGAGAGCAAAGAGUGUGAAAAGAAGUCCGGUUUUUGAAACCUAGGUAUUUCAUAUUUUUCCCCUCAAGAACUUUUUUAAAGAAGUGGAUUUGCCAUCUCCUUAAUUUGCAGGACCGCCUUGGUGGCUUUGUUUGCUGAGACAAGGCCCACAACCUGUGCCUCGCCUGUUGACCCUUACUUUGAAUUCAAAGAAUCUAUUUAAAAAUCUUAAUAUAUGAGACUUUCUUUGAUUUCUCCACGAUUCUAUUCAGUUUAACAGAGAUAAAGAAAUUAUUUGAAUAAAGUGAACAGAGGCUCA
Cavia porcellus (domestic guinea pig) is the source of this 1956-nucleotide messenger RNA. It is a transcript of the gene Tpst2, whose product is annotated as tyrosylprotein sulfotransferase 2. The transcript is spliced from 5 exons. Lineage: Eukaryota; Metazoa; Chordata; Mammalia; Rodentia; Caviidae. The record is from RefSeq and is a predicted model, not a curated record. Bases 249 to 1613 code for a protein of 454 amino acids. Gene Ontology annotation, cellular component: Golgi apparatus. Gene Ontology annotation, biological process: peptidyl-tyrosine sulfation. Gene Ontology annotation, molecular function: protein-tyrosine sulfotransferase activity.